Messenger RNA from Toxorhynchites rutilus septentrionalis, 445 nucleotides. RefSeq lists its product as uncharacterized. The record is from RefSeq and is a predicted model, not a curated record. The coding region runs from base 77 to 364 and encodes 95 amino acids. The transcript has a single exon. NCBI's taxonomy places the organism in Eukaryota, Metazoa, Arthropoda, Insecta, Diptera, Culicidae.
UCUUGGAGCAUCAGUAUUACUCGAAAGUUCAUUAAAACAAUUGUUCUAAUCCCGCUUAAAUAACACAAACUACAAAAUGAAGAUCACUCUGGUGCUGUUAGUUGUUUGUUUCAUUUGUGCUACGUACGCCCAGGAUGCUGCCAAGGACGCUAAGGACUCUGCGAAGGCUGCUGCUGACAAGGCGAAAACUGAUCCCCCCACUGAUGCACCGAAAGUAGACAAAGAUGUUACCACUACCCCGGACCCGAAGGAUGCAUCCAAGAAAGUGGAAGAUGGUGCAGCAAAGGCUAAAGAUACUGCGGCUAAAGCUAAGGAGGAUCUUUCCAACGCCGGCAAGAAACUCCAGGAUGGGCUUAAACUAUGAGUGUGAUGUUUCUGUUGCUUGAUAAUGAGGUCAACUUUGAGAGUGUUGUGAUUGAAGGAAUAAAUCGACCAUUCAAGAGUA